CAUCUUUCAGCAGCAGCGCUACAGCAGUGACCAGGCGUCUCCGCGAUGGGCCCCCGGAACUUCCGCCGCUGCAGAGAGAGAAUUCCCCAGGGGCUCCAAGGACUCCCAGGUAGAGCGGAGCUUUGGUUCCCACCUCGUCCCGCGUGCGGCUUCCCCGGGGACGGCAGGAGCACGGACGUCCAGGAGGAGGCCCUCGCCGCUAGCCCGCUGCUGGAGGACCUCAGACGACGGCUGACGCUCGCCUUCCAGUGGGCGGUGCAGCGCGCGACCUCGAGGCGCGCGCGGGAGGCGGCGGCGGCGGCGGCGCGGGAGGAGCAGAGCUGGACGCGCGUCGAGGCCACCCUGGCCAGGCUGCGGGCGGAGCUGGUGGAAAUGCAAUUCCAAAACCACCAGCUGGCUAGAACUUUACUGGACCUAAACAUGAAAGUGCAGCAAUUGAAAAAGGAGUAUGAACUGGAAAUUACAUCACACUCCCAAAGCCCAAAAGAUGAUGCUGCGAAUCCAGAAUAAAGAAAUGCACAUGCAAGGGCCGGGCGCAGUGGCUCACGCCUGUAAUCCCAGCACUUUGGGUGGCCGAGGUGGACGGAUCAAGAGGUCAGGAGAUCGAGACCAUCCUGGCUAACACUGUGAAACCCCGCCUCUACUAAAAAUACAAAAAAAUCAGCCGGGCGUGAUGGCAGGCGCCUGUAGUCCCAGCUACUCGGGAGGCUGAGGCAGGAGAAUGGCAUGAACCCAGGAGACAGAACUUGGAGUGAGCCGAGAUCAUGCUGCUGCACUCCAACCUGGGCAACAGAGCGAGACUCUAUCUCAAAAAAAAAAAAAAAAAAAAUGCACACGCGAAGCUCUGGAUCCUAAAACUAACGCAUACAACCCUGAAACAAUUCUGAUGCACACAUUAUGCUUUGCAUAAGUUUUGAGGGGCAAUUUAUGGACCCAAAACUUAGAUGACAGGGGAAGGUGACAGAAAAACAUCUAAGAGAGGGGAGAGAAAAAUGAUGUAUUACCAAAUUUUAAAGUUAUUUAUUUGUUAUUUCGACUGGGACACAGAAGUAAAAUAUAACUAUAGGUAAAUAUCUCUCUCUCUCAAAGAAUGCUUUAAUGCCAACUUUCGGUAUUCCAACUUAUGUCACCUGACCUUUCUGGCAUUGCCUGAGCUUUCAGAGUUCAUGCUUGUUUUGUUUUACUUGAUUAUUCUCGGUUUGUCUGUCCAGCAGCCUGCCCUGCUUUUUGUGGAGAAUUAUUUCUACCUGGAUUCUAACCAUGCCCUUCAGGUGGUCUGUGACUAAGGGUACUCCACCUUCCUGGAUAUAGUCAUGCAGCUCAAGGCAGGCAGAUGGGUUUGUCCUUAGGAUUUUUUGAAUGGGCACUAAAAGAGUAGAUGAAUAUUUCUGCCAGUAGAAGCUGUGGAUCAGGGGCUUGGAAGCUGCUGGUUGUCACCAUGUGAGAAAACCCACACCCUAAUGGAGGUGAUUGAAACGGAACCACUAAAAGCACAAAAGGGGAGGGAGGGAGGGAGAGUGCUUCGCUUCCUUGUUCCUGGGGGUCAAGCUGUAAGACUCCAGGCCUUGCUCUUGUUUAUGUACAUGAAAUAUUCUGAUAUCCUUCUCAUAAAAUCUCUUUUUGCCUAGGCAAAUUCAAGCUGGAGUUUCAUGACUUGUAUUUAGUGUUCAUAACUAAUACAGUUGUUCAGUUUUAGGAGUUAAAAUGGUUCUUACUGUUUAAUUGCACUAUCUAACUGUACCCGAAAAGUGCUAUCUUUUUAAUGCAAACAGUAAAGUUAAUAAAAAAUAGUUGCAGAUCUAA
This is a messenger RNA of Nomascus leucogenys (northern white-cheeked gibbon), 1803 nucleotides long. RefSeq names its product alanine and arginine rich domain containing protein (gene AARD). The record is from RefSeq and is a predicted model, not a curated record. NCBI's taxonomy places the organism in Eukaryota, Metazoa, Chordata, Mammalia, Primates, Hylobatidae.